Messenger RNA from Micromonas commoda, 13206 nucleotides. RefSeq names its product dynein-1-alpha heavy chain, flagellar inner arm I1 complex (gene DHC1.1). The transcript has 2 exons. Gene Ontology annotation, cellular component: dynein complex. The record is from RefSeq and is a predicted model, not a curated record. Gene Ontology annotation, biological process: microtubule-based movement. Gene Ontology annotation, molecular function: ATP binding; dynein intermediate chain binding; ATP hydrolysis activity. Bases 1 to 13206 code for a protein of 4401 amino acids. NCBI's taxonomy places the organism in Eukaryota, Viridiplantae, Chlorophyta, Mamiellophyceae, Mamiellales, Mamiellaceae.
AUGGACCAGGAUUCGUUCGCGCGGACGUUGAGGGAGCUGGAGAGCGGCACCGGUAAGUUCACCUCGCAGGUGGCCCAGACGGUGCGUCAGCUGAGGGAGGAUGUACACCUGGACCUUCCCGAUGUUUCGAUUGGUGACCCACAAAUCGCGGCGGAGGAUGACGUGUUGGUGGGUAAGAUCGAGGUGGCCGCCGUCGGUUGGUCAUCCACGCUCCAGUCCACGAUAUCCGCCGAGAAGGAGAAGACGGUGCCGGGGCGGGGUCCACUCGGGGAGAUUGAGUUCUGGCGCGACAGGAACGCGGCGCUGUCUUCGCUGUUUGAGCAGUUGAACACGCCGCGGGUGCGCGGGAUGGUGGAGGUCAUGGAGAAGUCGCCGCACGUCGGUGCCAAGACAAUCGAGGCGUUCAGGGUUCAGUUCGCGGAGCUCACAAAGCUAUACAUCGAGACGAAAGACAACGUCAAGUUUCUCACGACCCUCGAGAGGCACUUCAAGGCUAUUUCGCACUAUAGGCAGAUGCCUGGCGGCAACUUACAGACUGUGCUUGACGCUUUAUCUCCGAUGAUCAACGCGUUGCGCAUGGUGUGGAUCAUCUCCCACCACUACUCCGACGACCAGCGCAUGGGUGGGCUCAUGUUACGGAUCGCCAACGAGAUUGGGGACCGAAUCAUCGACGAGCUUGACGUCGAGGCGCUCUUCACCAAGAUGCCAACUGCAGAGGCCAUGGCCAAGGUUGAGCUGGCGAAGAAAACUGCCGAGGCUUGGCGGUCCACGUACAUGUCUAUGCGCGAGAAGAUCGAACAGCAGGGACGCGACGCGAGGUGGGAGUUCGACGCCAAGACGCUGUUUGCGCGCACCGACUACAUCGCAGUGAUAUGCGGUGACCUGCACGGUAUGCUCGGCGUCAUCGAGGGUUUCAACAAGUUCCUAGGUCCGCAGCUCAAGGCGGUGACUGGCGACCCCGAGGGUAUCGACGCGAUGCUCGACCGCGUGCGUGACAUGACUAAGCUCGCGGUGGACGUCGAGUUCGACGUGUUCGAUAAGAAGACCUUCUCCGACUGGGCGGACGUCGACAGCGAUUUUGAGGCUGAGAAGGAGACCAUCGAGCGGAGCACCAAGGAGCUCAUCGACGCGAGCUUCAAGAAACUGAGCAACGCAGAGGCUGCCUUUGACCUGAUGCAGAACUUCAAGGCUAUGGAGAGCGAAGGCGCGAUAGGCCGAGCGAUCGAGGGCAAGAUGACGGACAUCCUUGAGCAGUUCACCCGGGAGAUUGUCAACAUGCGGCAGAUGUUUGACAAAAACUACAAGGCUCCCGAGGUGUACCGCGGCCAGCCCCCGGUGGCGGGAGCCAUCGCAUGGAGCCGCAGCCUCUUCAGCAAGAUUCGCAAGACGAUGACUAAGUUCCAGAGGGACGCUGAGAGGGAGAUGCGAACCGAACCCGCCGCUGCGGUGGCCACGCGCAAGUACACCGACUUUGCGAAAGCUGUGAUGAAGUACGAGAAGAAGCUCUAUGGGGACUGGGUGGAAGUUGCCGACCAGACCGCGCUGCGACACUUGAAGGAUCCCAUCCUGCGUAUCGACGAGGAGAGCGGCGAGAUGAAGUGCAACUUCAGCACGAACCUGCACGCGAUCAUCAAGGAGAGCGACUACCUGAGCGGCAUGAACUUUGAGAUUCCCGAGGUUGCCAUGAAGACCAUGCUUGCGGAGGACCACUUCAUCGACCUCAGGCGCGCGAUCGAGGACAUGCUUGAGCUCUACCACGAGACCGUGGACCUCACCCGGGUUGAGCAGAGCCUUUACAGCGUUAAGCUCGCCGAGCUUAAGACCGUGCUGCAGCCAGGUUUCCAUCCCCUCAACUGGAACUCCCUUGGUAUUUUUGAGUACUGCGAGCGGUGCACCAAUGCCAUCAAUGAGUUCCAGACACUGGUCAACCAGGUCAACAAGAGCUCGGGGAUCAUCGAGGACAUCAUAAAAGAGAUUUCCACCACCGCGGUCGUCACGGAGCCCCCGCACGGCGAGGAGCUGCUGGACAUGCAGGAGAUGUGCGAGUUCAUUGAGAGGAACAGGCGCGACAUCGUCGACAGGCUCAUUGGGAAGUACCGCAGCAUCGGCCCGCUCCUGGGCAAGGUUGAGGAAGCCGUCGCCGGUACAAACACCGGCAGGUCGCCCCAGCUCCGCGACUACUACGCGCACUGGGAGAAGGAGGUACUCAACGGUUUGAAUUCCAUGGUGAUGACCUCGCUGAAUGGGUGGAUCGAGCUGCUCAUCCACAGGGACCCAUCGAACGCUGAGGCACUCGGGUACGUCGACGGUUACAAGAACAGCAGCAAGCUCUCCCUCCUCAAGAUGAACGUCUAUCUCAACACGCCCGAGCUCGGCGUACAACCGCCCCUCAAGGAAGCCAGAGUGAUGAUGACCACGGUGAACAACAACAUCCUGGAGUCCAUCUCGCCCUUCGUGCGGUGGUUGGAGAACACGUGCGUCGAGUCACCGCCGCUGCCAAACCCUGAGGACGAAGACGAGCCCAUUAUCGUCAACUUCCUCGCUGAGGUUUCCAAGAACGAGGAGAUAAUCGCGCUGAUGGGCUACAUAGAGGACGCUGUCAGGCAGACUAUCGACUCAGUCGCAGCGUUCGUUGACGGCUGGAACGAUCAGAGGCACGACGUUGGCGGGUGGGACUCUGCGCUGUGGAAGACAGACAAGGAGGUUUUCGUCGAUAAGAUGCUCGAUCGCAAACCCACCGUCGAGGAGUUCGCGGAGACCUUCAGGGUAUACACCGAAUUGGCCGAGGAGAUCGAGACGUACGCCGCGGACAGGGACUUCGACUUCAUCAAGGUUGUGUCCGUGUCGCUGGGUGAGUCACUGAAGCAGGAAUGCGCCAACUGGAUCAAGGUGAUAGGUCGGGAGAUGGACCGAGUCGAUUCCGAGAGGGUGGCGCGGAUAUCCACCGAUUUGUCCGACAAGAACACCGGGAUCCACAUUGAGUGCAACACCCUGGAUGACCUCAAGAGCGUGCUGAAGAUAAUCGCGUGGGUGCGCAACGGCGAUAUGGAGAUGGAGCUCGAAUACGAAGAUGUCGAGGAACGAUUCCGAACGCGGCGGAUUUACGGCAUUGACAUGAACGAGGACGUAUUCAACGCCGCGUUCGCCAUCAGGGUCACGUGGGCGGCGCUGCAGGCGGAGUGCGAGAGGGUGGACGACACCCUGGUCGACCGCAAGGUUCACUUCACAGAGGUGACCAUAAAGCAGGUUGAGAAGUUUACGCAGGCUGUGAAGGAGUUUCAGCAUCGGCUUGCGACGGAGGGUCCGGGUAUCCCUGACGUCGUGCUGGACGAGGGGCUCGUGUCUCUGGAUCAGUUCAUCGAGGAGUUCGAUGAGAAGACCGCGAUGAAAGAUGAGCUCACCGUGGCCGAGAAACUCUUCAACUUGCCGGUCACAUCCUACCCGGAACUGGAUGAGGUUUCGAAAGAGCUCGAAGUUCAGAAGAAGAUCUACGCCGUUUACAGCGCGCACCUCGACACCAUCAAGCAGCUGGGCGAGUCGCUGUUCGCGGAGCUGGACAUCCGAAAGCUCUUCGCGUUCGCCGACGACUUCAAAGGCCGAAUAAAAGACAUGUCCGAGGUCAAGGAGCUCGCCGACGCGCCCGUGUUUGCCAAGGUUGCCGAGACGAUUGAGGGUUUCAAGGAUUCGCUCCCGCUCAUUGAGAACCUCAAAUCUGACGCUCUGCGGGACAGGCACUGGAAACAGCUCAUCGCCGUCACCGGCCAAGACCCCGACUUCAACACCGAUCCCGCCACGUUCAAACUCGCGGAUCUCUUCGGUAUGGAGCUGCACAAGUUCAGGGACGAUGUGCUUCAGCUGUGCGUCGCCGCCGAGAAGGAGCUCAAGAUUGAAGCCGAUGUUGCCGAGCUCUCUGGGGUUUGGAGGGACCAAAAGUUUGAGCUGAUGCGGUAUGUCAAGGGUGACGUAGACAAGGGGAAUGUGCUGAAGACCGUGGACGAGAUCACGCUGGUGAUCGAGGAUAUGACCCUGACCCUCCAGUCCAUGCUCGCGUCCAGGUUCGUCAAACCGUUCCUUCAGGAUGUGCAGCUGUGGGAGAAGAAGCUGUCGCUUAUUGCCGAGGUCAUUGAGAUUUGGAUGGAGGUGCAGCGCAAGUGGAUGUACCUCGAGUCAAUCUUCAUAGGGAGCGAAGACAUUCGGGAGCAGCUGCCAGAGGAGGCGAAACGAUUUGACAGGAUCGACAGGGACUUUAAGGAGAUCAUGGAGGACACGAGCAAGAACACCAACAUCCUGGAGUGCUGCUCGGUGAAGGGCCGGCUUGAAAAGCUCCAAGAGAUUUUUGAACUCCUCGAGCGGUGCCAGAAAUCACUCUCUGACUACCUCGACGUCAAGAGGAACGCGUUCCCUCGCUUCUUCUACAUCUCCGACGACGAGCUUCUUUCCAUCCUCGGCACAUCUGAUCCAACAUCCGUCCAGGAACACAUGCUCAAGCUGUACGAUAACUGCGCCGAGCUCAAAUUUGGCCGCGGGAACAAGACGGUGGUUGGUAUGGUCUCGGCGGAGGGAGAAUCUUAUGACUUCAAGUCUCCCUGCAAGGCUGAGGGCGCCGUGGAGGAGUGGAUGGUCGGCGUGGAGAAGGAGAUGCUUCGAUCGCUUCACCUAAUCGCCAAGGAGGGCGUGUUCUACUACGCGAAAAAACGCAGGGACCAGUGGAUAAAGGAUGAGCUGGGCAUGAUCACACUUGCCGGGUCGCAGAUUUGGUGGACCUGGGAGGUUGAGGACGUCUUCCAGCGUGUGCGCAAGGGUGACAAGAUGGCCAUGAAAAACUUCGCCAACAAGCUGAGCGGCCAGCUCGUUGACCUCACCGACAUGGUACGCGGCGAUCUGACCAAAAACGACCGCAAGAAGGUGAACUGCCUCAUCAUCAUUGACGUCCACGCGCGCGACAUCAUCGACACGUUCGUCAGGGACUCGGUUCUCGACGCCAGGGAGUUUGCCUGGGAAUCCCAACUGCGCUUUAGCUGGGACAGGCACGAGGACGACAUCGUCAUCAACCAGUGCACGGGCAGGUUCAACUUUGGCUACGAGUACAUGGGCCUCAACGGUAGGCUCGUCAUCACGGGUCUCACUGACAGGUGCUACAUGACGAUCACAACCGCGUUGACAUACAUGCUUGGCGCCGCGCCCGCCGGACCCGCGGGUACGGGCAAGACAGAGACCACAAAGGAUCUGGCCAAGUCCAUGGCCCUGCUGUGCGUGGUGUUCAACUGCGGCGAGGGUCUGGACUACAAGGCCAUGGGCAUGAUCUUCAGCGGCCUGGUGCAGACGGGCGCGUGGGGUUGCUUCGACGAGUUCAACCGCAUCACCGUGGAGGUGCUCUCCGUCGUUUCGUCGCAGGUGAAAUCCAUCCAGGAGGCCCUCAAGAACAAGCUCACCGAGUUCCUGUUCGAGGGCAAGGAGAUGAAGCUGGUGGCCACGACGGGUAACUUCAUCACCAUGAACCCUGGCUACGCGGGUCGCUCCGAGCUCCCUGAUAACCUCAAGGCGCUGUUUCGACCAAUCGCGAUGAUUGUCCCCGAUCUGCAGCAGAUUUGCGAAAUCAUGCUCUUCUCCGAGGGUUUCAACACCGCCAAGGUGCUAGCCAAGAAGAUGACCGUGCUCUACAAGCUCGCGAAAGAGCAGCUCUCCAAACAGUUCCACUACGACUUCGGCCUUCGCGCGCUCAAGUCCGUGCUGGUCAUGGCGGGUGCGCUGAAGCGCGGCUCGCCCGACCUGGACGAGGGCGUCGUGCUGAUGCGCGCGCUCCGCGACAUGAACCUGCCCAAGUUUGUGUUUGACGACGUUCCCCUGUUCCUCGGGCUGAUCUCCGACCUUUUCCCCGGGCUGGACUGCCCCAGGGUGAGAUACCCGGAGCUCAACGAUGUCAUCGAAGGUGACCUGGCCGAGAACGGGUACAAGGUCAUGGUGAACCCUUCGGAGCAGGUUGACAAGGUUGUGCAGCUGUACGAGACCAUGCUGACGCGUCACACGACGAUGGUGGUGGGUAACACCGGCGGCGGCAAGUCCGUCAUCAUCAAUACCCUCGCCAGGUCGCAGACCAAGAUGGGAAGGCACACUAAGAUCCACGUCGUCAACCCCAAGGCGCAGUCCGUGGCUGAGCUCUACGGAGAGAUGGACCCGGAGACGCGCGAUUGGACCGACGGCGUCCUCUCCAACCACUUCCGAACGCUCUGCAAGCCGUUGCCGCCCGGGCGGGACGAGGUUCGGUGGAUCGUGUUCGACGGAGACGUGGACGCGGUGUGGGUCGAGAACAUGAACUCGGUGAUGGACGAUAACAAGCUCCUCACCCUGCCCAACGGCGAGCGCAUCCGGCUCGUGGACCACUGCAAGCUCCUGUUUGAAGUCGCCGACCUGCAGUACGCGUCACCCGCGACCAUUUCCCGGUGCGGCAUGGUGUACGUCGACCCGAAGAACCUCGAGUACGAGCCGUUCAUCUGGAAGUGGUGCAACUCCCGGCCCGAGGCGCAGGCCAAGGUGCUGCGAGUGCUCUUCGACAAGUACAUGAAGAAGUGCAUCGAUUACUGCCUGGAGGGCGUGGACGGGGAGGUGCUAGAGAAGCCCCUCGCGCUGACCAUCCCGCAGACCAACCUCAACCUGGUCACUCAGUGCUGCAAUAUGCUGGACUGCCUGUUGACCGAGGAGGUUAGCGCGGAGAUUGACGACAACUCCCUCGAGGCCGUCUUCAUCUUCUGCAUCGUCUGGUCCGUGGGCGCUGCGGUGAUUCAGAAGCCCGGGUUUGCGGACCGCGACAGGUUUGACAACUUCGUCAAGCGAACCGCUGAGUUCAUGACCUACGAGGGUGAGGGCCUCACCGCCACGCAGCUGCCCAAGGAUUCCCUGUACGAGUACUGCUUCGACCUCAAGCGCGCCAAGUGGUACACGUGGAAGAGCAUGGUAUCCGCUCUGGAGGUUAAGGACGGCGCCAAGUUCGCGUCGAUCCUUGUUCCCACCGUGGACACUGUGCGGUCCGCGUGGCUGCUGGACACGUUCUCAUCUGCUGGCAAGCCCGUGCUGUUCGUGGGCGACUCUGGCACCGCGAAGACGGUCACUAUCAACAAGUACCUCGGCGAUUUGGAUCCGGAGAAGAACGUCGUGCUCAACAUGAACUUCUCAUCGCGCACCACGUCGUUGGACGUCCAGAGCGUGCUCGAGGGUUCGGUUGAGAAGCGCACCAAGGACACGUUUGGCCCGGCGAUGGGCAAGCGAAUGCUUUUGUACUUUGACGACCUCAACAUGCCGAAGGUUGACCUGUACGGCACCCAGCAGCCCAUCGCACUGCUCAAGACGCUCAUCGAGCGUAGCGGCGUCUACGACCGUGGCAAAGAGCUCAACUGGAAGAAGAUGAAGGAUCUCUUCUACGUCGCGGCGAUGGGUCCGCCUGGCGGUGCCAGGAACCCAGUUGACCCGCGGUUCAUCUCGCUGUUCAGCACUUUCGAGAUUCAGUUCCCGAGCGAGAACAACCUCCGCACCAUCUACGCGUCCAUCCUCAAGUCACACGUCGUCAACCUUAGCGACGAGAUCCAGUCCGCGGCUGAGAACCUCACGGACGUCACCCUGCAGCUGUACAACUUCAUCUUGGAGAAGCUGCCGCCGACUCCGUCGAGGUUCCACUACAUCUUUAACCUCCGCGACUUGAGCCGAAUUUAUGAGGGUCUGCUGUGUGCCACCGACGACAAAUUCAAGACCGCUGGGGACUUCCUCAGGCUCUGGCGCAACGAGGCUCUUCGCAUCUUCCAUGACAGGCUCAUCUCCGACGAGGACAAGGCGAUCGUCGUGACCAAGAUGCACGAGCUGGUGGAGACUGAGUUUGAGCAACACCAGGAGCGAAUCCUCCAGGAUCCGAUUCUGUUCGGCGACUACAAGUCUGCGCACAAGGAGCUCACGCCAGAGGAAGAGGGCGGCCCGGAGGCUGGCGUCCUGCGACUUUACGAGGACGUGGGGACGUACGGCGACAUCAAACCCUGGUUCGAGAAGAUCCUCGGCUACUACAACCAGCUAAACAAGACGAUGAACCUGGUAUUCUUCGAGGAUGCGCUCGAGCACCUCACCCGGAUCCAUCGAAUCAUCCGUCUGGACCAGGGCAACGCGCUCCUGGUGGGUGUCGGCGGUUCCGGCAAGCAGUCGCUGUCCAAGCUCGCCGCCUACACCGCCGGUUGCGGAGUUUUCGAGAUUACGCUGACACGCGGGUACGACGAGUCCAUGUUCAGGGAGGACCUGAAGACGCUGUACACGGAAAUCGGCGUCAACAACCGGAAGAUGGUUUUCCUCUUCACCGACGCACACGUCGCCGACGAGGGCUUCCUGGAGCUCAUCAACAACAUGCUCACCUCGGGAAUGGUACCCGGUCUGUACGCGGACGAUGAGAAGGAGGGCAUCGCUGGCGGCGUCAGGGACGACUGCGCCAAGGCUGGCUUGGGCGAGACGAAGGAGGCGUGCUGGCGGUAUUACGUGGACAGGUGCAGAAACAAUCUCCACAUCGUUUUGGCCAUGUCCCCAGUCGGGGACACCCUCCGCACCCGAUGCAGGAACUUUCCGGGGAUGGUUAACAACACCGUCAUCGACUGGUUCACGCCCUGGCCCGAGGACGCGCUCAGGUCCGUCUCCGAGGUGUUCCUCAGGGACCUUGACAUGCCGGAUGAGUUCCGGGAGACAAUCACCGAACACAUGGUGCUGACGCACCAGUCGGUGAGGGACUACAGCGUCAAGUUUUACGACCAGCUCCGCCGUCACAACUACGUCACGCCCAAGAAUUACCUCGACUUCAUCGCCAACUACCAGAAGAGCCUCACCACGCAGCGCAAGCUCAACACCGACUACACCAACCGCCUCGACGGUGGUCUGCAGAAGCUCAUGAUGGCUGCUGAAGAUGUCGCGCAGAUGCAGAAAGAGCUCGCGGCGCAGAAAAUUGUCGUGCAGGCCAAGACAGUGGAGGUGCAGGAGCUCCUGGAGGUGAUCACCAAGAACACCGCCGAGGUUGAGGAGAAGCAGACGGCGGCCGCGACGAAGGAGACGCAACUCGCCGAGGACAGCGUGCGCAUCGCCAGGGAGAAGGAGGAGGCUGAGGCAGACCUUGCGGCGGCUAUUCCUGCGCUCGAAGAGGCGGCGGAGGCGCUGAAGAACAUCAACAAGGACGACAUCACCAACCUCAAGUCCUACGCGAACCCUGCCGAGGUCAUCGUGAAGGUUCUGGAGUGUGUGCAAAUCCUGAAGGCUGUCCCCGAGGAGGAGAUCGGCUGGAAGGGUGCGCAGGCCAUGAUGACAGACUUCAACUUUAUCAAAUCCCUGAAGGAGUUUGAGAAGGACGGCAUCACCAAGGACCAAAUCAAGAUGAUCAAGGGGUACAUGAAGGACAAGAAGUUCACCCUGGAGGAGAUCAAGUCGGUAUCCAAGCCCGCCGCGGGCAUGUUCAAGUGGGUGCUGGCGAUGAUGAACUACUAUAAGAUCGCCUCCGGGGUGAAGCCCAAGCGCCUGAAGGUGGCCAAGGGGGUCAAGGCUCUCAAGAAGGCUGAGACGGAGCUCGCAGAGAUCAAAGCCACGGUGGAAGCACUCAACGCUGAACUCGCCGAGCUGAGCAAGACGUUCGAGGCAUCCACCGCGGAACAGAAGCGGCUCAAGGACGAAGCCGAGCUCAUGGAGCGACGCCUGGAGGCUGCAGAGAAGCUCAUCGCGGGCUUGGCUAGCGAACGCGUGCGAUGGACUGAGGAUCUGAAGCAGCUCGCCAUCGUCCGCGAGAAGCUCCUGGGCGAUUGUCUCCUCACCUCCUCGUUCUUGUCCUACACCGGUGCUUUCACGUUCGAUUUCCGCAAGGAGAUGACCUACCAGCUGUGGUGCGACGACAUCGCGAGCCGCGGUGUGCCCAUGACCGUCCCUUUCAAGCUCGAGACGCUGCUCACAAGCGACGUGGAAACCGGUCAGUGGGCAUCCGACGGCCUCCCCUCGGACGAGCUCUCGGUGCAGAACGGUAUCCUAACUACGCGCGCCUCCCGCUUCCCGCUGUGCAUCGACCCUCAGAUGCAAGCGGUGACGUGGAUCAAGAAGCGCGAAGGCCAGAAGCUCGACGGCAAGAUGAAGACGUUCAACGACGCCGACUUUUUGAAGCAGCUCGAGCUGGCGGUACAGUACGGGUUACCGUUUCUAUUUGAGAACCUCGACGAGUACAUCGAUCCGGUCAUCGACCCGGUUCUGGAGAAGAACAUUACCGUGAACCCCAUGACCGGCGGUAAGACGAUCAAGCUCGGCGACAAGGAGGUCGACUGGGACGAUAACUUCCAGCUGUAUCUGUGCACCAAGCUGCCCAAUCCCCACUACGGCCCAGACAUCUCCGGCAAGACAAUGAUCAUCAACUAUUCCGUCACCGAGCAGGGUCUGCAGGAGCAGCUUCUCAACGUCACCGUGCGACACGAGCGACCGGAUCUAGAAGAACAACGCGAAGAGCUCGUCAAGGACAUGGCCGACAGCUCGAUGCUGCUCAAGCAGCUGGAGGACACAUUGCUCAAGGAGCUCAGCUCCGCCGAGGGCAACAUCCUCGACAACCAGGAGCUGAUCAAGACGCUUGAGAACACCAAGACCAAGGCGAAGAACAUCGCCGAGAACCUCCAGAAGGCCCAAGUUACUGCAAAGGAGAUCGAAUCCACCCGCGUCAAGUACGCUCCAGUUGCAAAGCGGGGUUCCAUCCUCUUCUUCGUCAUGUCUGCGCUGUCCGUGAUCAACACCAUGUACGAGAACUCUCUCAACAUGUACCUUGAGGUGUUCAACGGAACUCUGGAGACUUCGAAGAAGGAUGCCAAUCUGGAAGGCCGGUUGAGGAACAUCGUUAACGCGCUCACCUAUGACGUGUACAACUUCACCUGCCUCGGUCUGUUCGAGAAGCACAAGCUCAUGCUCUCGUUCCAGAUGACCAUAAAGCUGGAGGAGGGCGAGGACAGGCUAAACCGCCAGCAGCUCGACUUCUUCCUCAAGGGCAACCUCAGCCUCGAAAAGUCCAAGCGCGCUAAGCCUUUCGAUUGGUACCCGGACCAGGGCUGGGAAGAUCUCAUGCGCCUCACCACACUCGGCGACCCAGAGCCCGAGCCCGAGCCCGAGCCCGAGCCCGAGAACCCGACAUUGGAUGCGGAGUCAACGGCGGGAUCCAAGUGGCGCGCGUGGUACGACCUCGACGCCCCGGAGCAGACUCCAUUCCCCGGCGGAUACUCCGAGUCGCUCAACGUCUUCGAGCAGAUGCUACUACUUCGCUGCAUCCGCGUUGACCGCGUCACGGUGGCCAUCACAAAGUACGUCAUCGAGAUUAUGGGGGAGAAGUUCGUGCAGCCGCCCAUCCUGAACUACGAGAAGAUUUACUCGAUGUCCAGCGCGAUGACGCCAGUGGUGUUCGUGCUCUCACCGGGCGCCGACCCGGCGUUCGACGUGUUCCGACUAGGCGAGUCGAUGGGAUACAAACCCGGUGCUAAGCUCAAGUACAUGGCGCUGGGCCAGGGUAUGGGCCCGAAGGCUGCGGAGAUGCUGGAGACUGGCUCAAUGCGCGGACUGUGGUGCAUGCUUCAGAACUGCCACCUUCUCCCCAGCUGGCUCAAGACUCUGGAGAAGAUCCUCGAGCAGAUCACCAAGCCACAUAAGGACUUCAGGCUCUGGCUCACCACCGCACCCACCGACAGGUUUCCCCUGGGCAUCCUCCAGCGCUCCCUCAAGGUCGUCACCGAGCCCCCCAACGGCCUCAAGCUCAACCUGCGGGCGUCGUAUGCGAAAAUCUCCGAGGAUGAGCUCGCCGAGUGUCCGCACACCGGGUUUAGGCCCCUCACUUACGUGCUCGCGUUCUUCCACGCCGUGGUGCAGGAGCGUCGCAAGUACGGCAAACUCGGCUGGAACGUCGCCUACGACUUCAACGAGACGGACUUCAGGAUCUCCCAGCAGCUCGUGAAGACCUACUUGACCAAGGCGUUUGACAACGACGAUGAUCAGCUCCCUUGGGGCACACUCCGGUACCUCAUCGGCGAGGCCAUGUACGGUGGACGCGUCUCCGAUUCGUUCGACCGUCGCAUCCUCACCACUUAUCUCGACGAGUACCUCGGGGACUUCCUCUUCGACACCUUCCAACCCUUCCAUUUUUUCCAGAACGAGGAGGUUGACUACGUGGUACCCGCGCAGGGGAGCAGGGAUGCGUACGCCAAGAUGAUCAACACGCUGCCGCUGUACCAGACGCCCGAGGUGUUUGGGCUGCACGCGAACGCGGACAUCGCGUACUACACGGGCGCGACCAAGGAGCUGUGGGUGAACCUUAUCGACCUGCAGCCGCGAUCCGCGGGCGGUGGCGGGGGCAUGAGCCGCGAGGAUUACAUCGGCACUGUUGCCAAGGAUGUCCUCGACAAGAUCCCCGAGCUGUUUGACAUGCCGGUGAUCAAGAAGCAGCUCGGUAUCCCGUCCCCAACCCAGGUUGUGCUGCUGCAGGAGUUGGAUCGGUUCAACAUCCUCGCUAAGACGAUGAAGUCGACGCUCAAGCAGCUGCAGAAGGCGCUCAUCGGCGAGAUCGGCAUGUCCAACGAGCUCGACAUGCUCGCCACCGCCCUCUUCAACGGCCUUCUGCCAGGCGCGUGGGCCAAGAAAACGGCAGCCACGGAGAAGAAGCUCGGGGCUUGGAUGCUCUGGUUCGAGCGUAGGUACAGGCAAUACGUAGACUGGGUGGAGAACGGCGAACCCGCGGUGAUGUGGCUCUCGGGCCUUCACAUCCCCGAAACGUACACCGCGGCACUGGUGCAGGCGGCGUGCAGGGACAAGGGAUGGCCGCUCGAUAAGUCGACGCUGUACACCAAGGUGACGAGGUACACGGAUCCGUCUGAGGUUCCCGAGAAGUUGCAGCACGGCGCGUACAUUCAGGGACUCUACCUGGAGGGCGCGAGCUGGGACUUGGAGCGCAGCAUGCUGAAGCGCCAGGAUCCGAAGGUGCUCGUCACCGAGCUGCCAAUCCUGCAGGUGAUUCCCGUCGAGGGGAGCAAGCUGAAGCUGCAGAACACGUUCAAGACACCCGUCUACGUGACGCAGUCGCGACGCAACGCGAUGGGUGUCGGUCUGGUAUUUGAGGCGGAUCUCGCCACGUCGGAGCACUCGAGCCAUUGGGUGCUGCAGGGCGUGGCUUUGUCUUUGAACAUUGAUCAGUAA